AAUGCCUGGACAAAUAAAGACGCCAACAAACCAAAAACUUUUGACUAAUGUUGCUAUAGUUCGUCUUAAAAAAUGUGGGAAGCGUUUUGAGAUUGCUUGUUAUAAAAAUAAAGUUUUGAAUUGGAGGAACAAAACAGAGAAAAAUAUUGAUGAAGUUUUGCAGACCCAAAAUGUUUUUGUAAAUGUUGCAAGAGGUCAAUUAGCUAAAAGAGAUGACCUUGUUGAAUGUUUUGAAACUGAUAAUCAACUUGAAAUUUGUAAAACGAUUUUGGAAAAGGGUGACCUUCAGGUUUCGGAUAAGGAACGCCAACUUACUUCUGAAAGUUCUUUUAAGGAAGUCGCUAAUUUAAUUGCAAAUAUGUGUGUUAAUCCUGAAACUCAGCGACCUUAUUCUUUGGCGACGAUUGAAAAUGCUCUUCGAGACGCUCAUUUUUCUUUAAAAUCAAAUCAUUCGGCAAAACAACAGGCCCUUGAAAUGAUUCCAAAAAUUCGUGAAAAUCUAAAAAUUGAUCGUGCCAAAAUGCGUGUUCGUGUUUCUGUCCCAGCUAAACAUGCAAAAUCGAUUCAUGGAAAGUUGAAAGGAUUUUUUGAGACUGUCGAAGUUGAAGAUUGGGAGAAGGGAAAUUUAGAGAUGGUUGGUUUAAUUGAACCUGGAAAUUAUAAAACAAUUGCUGAAUUACUCAAAGGGGACAAGAAAGAGAAAAUUGAACAAAUUGGAUUGGAAUUGUUAAGUUUAAAAGUAAUUAGUGAAGGGGAAGUUGAAAUUACUUGAAGAAAAUUAAGAAGUAAAUUAAAAUAUAAAAAUAAAUAUUCCUUUUACAAAAUAAUUGUGAGAACAAAAUAAAUUUUUAAAAUUUGAUUAUUUUUAUAAAUAAAUUUUGUUUUGGACUCUGUCCAGUUUUGUCUAGACAGAGUUCUAACACAAACAAUAUCUGAAUUAUUAUAUUUGUUGAUUGUCUUUUACUACUUAAUGUCCAACAAACCUGGACUGAAAUAAUUAAAAUAUUUCUCUCAGGCAAAUAUUUAAAUAUUUUUUCCAAUUUAGAUAAGGCAAAUAACCUCCUCAUAAAUUAUAUUUUCCCUUAUUUUAUAUUGACCUACAUUUAAUCAUUUACUGAAGUAUUGGGAUGUAAUGGUUGAAUUUUGUAGAGUUUAAUUUCUUUACCCUCUUUUUCUUCAUUUUUAAAAUUAGCUUUUUUUUCUCAAAAACUUUUGUUUCUCCCAUUCAGGGCAAAAUGUCCACGUUCAUCCCCCACACAGCUGUGGUGUUUUAAUAGUGGAAGAAAAUUGGCGACGGCUGAACGAGUUUUCUAUUUUUCCUCUGCUAAUUUUCUUCUCUUUCAUUUGUCAGACCUCUGUCAUUUUUUUUCAAUUUUUUCUCUUUUCUGCAGCUGCUUAACACAAUAUU
Meloidogyne enterolobii is the source of this 1408-nucleotide messenger RNA. Lineage: Eukaryota; Metazoa; Nematoda; Chromadorea; Rhabditida; Meloidogynidae. The record is from the annotation of a GenBank genome assembly.